Messenger RNA from Bactrocera oleae (olive fruit fly), 1459 nucleotides. RefSeq names its product Hematopoietically expressed homeobox (gene HHEX). The record is from RefSeq and is a predicted model, not a curated record. Gene Ontology annotation, molecular function: RNA polymerase II cis-regulatory region sequence-specific DNA binding. Gene Ontology annotation, biological process: regulation of transcription by RNA polymerase II; cell differentiation. NCBI's taxonomy places the organism in Eukaryota, Metazoa, Arthropoda, Insecta, Diptera, Tephritidae.
UUGUGUGCGGUUCGUUGAUUUCGUUUUUUGGGCAUUCGGCGCGACACUUCGCCGAAAGUGAUCAACAACAAGACAAGCGAUCUGUAAAGUGGUGGAACGCAUGAGUAGACCAGAAGCAAAUAUGCAUAUGCAGAUACAUAUCGCUUCCUAAUCGUAUUUAAAUUAAAGAAAUUGAAUUUUAAAUCAUAAAAAAUAACACACAUACACACACAAUUAAAAAAAAAAGGUUAUUAUACUACAAAGUGACUUUCUAAUUCACAAAAUGGAAACAACGAGCACAAACACAAAACCGAUCAGCAAUAAAUCCUCCUUUUCCAUCGCGAAUAUAUUAGAGCAUAAAAUGCUAUCUACGCCGCCCGCCGCGCAUAGUAACGGCCAUAAAAUUGAACACUUGCAGCCGCUUGCAAAAAUGAUAAGUGCAACAUCCACAGCCAUAAGCAACACUAGCACCAACACCCUGGCACACACACUGCAGUCACGUAUCGGUGAACCGAUGUCACCAACAAUCGCCAAUCCCAUCGCGACAACAGCUUAUUCCACGCUUACAUCGGAUGCACAAUACGCUUUCAAGAAUCUACUGCUCAAGAGUGAUUAUGGCGCUGGCGGCCCACCUCUGUUGCCAACUCCGGGCGCAUUGCGCUUCGAACCCGUUUACGAUCCCGCUACACUGAUCUAUCAACAGAUGCUGAAUAUGCAGAAGAACUCAGCGUUAUUUAUGCCGCACUUUCAAGCGGCGGCAGCGGCGGCUGCGGUAACGCCGUCGGGUUAUUGCGAUCAAUACAAUCCCUUUUUGGAAUGCGAAGGUUUUCCUGGUAACGCCGCCGCUGCUGCUCUCUACUGCAAUGCUGUCUAUCCGGGCUUUUAUGUGCCCAACUUUGGUGUUAAACGUAAGGGCGGUCAAAUCCGGUUCACAUCCCAACAAACGAAAAGUCUUGAGAAUCGCUUCGCUAGCUCAAAGUACUUGUCACCCGAAGAACGACGACACCUUGGGCUUCAACUCAAACUCUCCGAUCGUCAGGUGAAGACGUGGUUUCAAAAUCGACGUGCCAAAUGGCGUCGCUCCAACAAUACUAAACGGAUACCACCUUCACAUAUUUUGAACCAAGCGCUGGCUGGCAGUAGUGGUGGAGCUGCAUCGCACAGCAGCGAUCAAAUCGAUAGUAGUCGUGAUGUACUUUCAGAGGGAGAAGACGAUGAUGAUAUCGAUGAUGUUGAAGACAGCGAUGAAGAGAAGGCGUAAGAAGGAGCGAAAAGCAAUAAAAUGUUGAAUAAAUUAGAGGGAGGGGGGAUUGCGUUAAGUUUUUUUAAGUUUUAAAUUUAAGUGUUAAAAAAUGUAUAUUUAUUUUAGGAUUUAAGCGAAAAAUAUGUGACUAAGUUUACUUUUACAUUGUGAAUAAAAAAUAAAUAAAAAGUUGUGCAUAUAAUUUUUAAUUUUUAUAGUCAUUUCAGAAGCAUAAGA